Messenger RNA from Dentiscutata heterogama, 511 nucleotides. Lineage: Eukaryota; Fungi; Glomeromycota; Glomeromycetes; Diversisporales; Gigasporaceae. The record is from the annotation of a GenBank genome assembly.
UAUAAAAGAAAACAAUGAAAUAUCUCAAGAAUUUGAUGAAUCAUCCAGUUUGACAGAAAUGGUAGCUCCCACAAAUCAGAAAAAGCAUUUAAAUGAAAAAAGAAAACAAUUAUUAGAAAUGGUACAUUAUUGUGAGAACAAACUUGAAUGUAGACAACAACUAGCAUACCAAAUUUUUACAUGGCCCGGAGAUUCUGAUAUUCCAGAGUGUCAUAACUGUGAUAAUUGUUGCCGACAUAAAGCCAUUUCUACUGAAUGGCGGAAUGUUAGCAAUGAGGUAAAUUGGAUAGUUAGAAUCGUAGAUCAAUUGAUAAAAAGAGUUACCAGCCAAGAUCCUAAUAAAGAUCUAAGUUCUAUAGAAGGUUAUGGAGUCUCAUUUGAAAGUUGUUCAAUUUUCAACGAAGAUUGCUUAUAUUUGAUCGAUUCAUUGAUUUUAGCAGAGAUUAUUACUGAAGAGGUUGAUAUCAAGUAUUCUAAAGAAGCAAAAUCGUUAUCAUAUUCAUCUAGUUUG